CCUGUGCCAAGACCCCGAUAUGUGCGAUCCUAACAUUGAAAACCACAGGGGAUAGCAGCACUUCGCGUGUACGGUAUUGCUUCAACACGAUCACAACACAACCAACAGACAAGCUAGUAGCUGCACACACGAAUCUCGGGGAAUUGCCACCACAACAGUUUCAGUUCCGUGGCGGAGAAAUACCGGCGGAAAAUCGGGAAAAUGCCCGGGACGGAGCUGCGGGCUCGACCACACGCAACGCGCGGCUACGAUGUCGGAGGGUGCAAGCGCGGGACCUGCCGACGCCUCACAGGCCUCACAGGCCUCACAGGCUAGACUAGACUAGUGCUGGCGGUCCUUCCUCUGCGGAUCAGGGAGCUGCCGCUGCGGACCCGAAGGCAACCGGCGAGGCUAUCGAUGAGAUGCUAGCCGCCAACGACCCCGUCAAAAACAGCAACGGCAAACGCGCGUACCCAGAGCCCACCUUCCCGAUCGAGCGGUCAGGAGCAGUGGGAGGGAAAGGGAGCUACCCCAUCCGGUUCAAACUGAACGCGGCGGCCUACACACGGGAGAUCUGCCCGUGCGACGGUCAACCGCGUAUCAUCGAGUGGCUGAAGCAGGAGGAGCAGCUCAGGGAGAAGGUCAGCGCCAACCCCAAGCUUUCGAAGGCCAAGCAGGUUCACAGCGGAGGGAAAGCUUCGACAGUCGACGCCGACCAAGCCCUUGUGGAAUACAUCAACGAGCAGCACAAGCAGCACCGCGGUUGUGGUAAUCGGGAGGUGAUGAACAAGCUGCUCGAGCUGAAGCCUGACGCCCUUGGCGGGAUGCCGGCGAACGCGAAGCCGGAGGAGGCGCUGGCUUUCAAGGUCAAAUUCAACUCCUGGUGCCAACGGUUCCGCAAGCGGAAUGGGUUCAGCAUCCGCCGACGUACCAGCGUGCGCCAGAAACUGCCGAAGGGGUACGAGAGUAUGCCAUGGGCGACGGUGAUGAAGCUGCGCGAGGCUCUCGUAAAGCGCGCUGGUGAGAUCGACGCUCGGCCCCACCCGCCGGCACCUGACGAGAGUCCCAUCAAAGGGGAGGAUCUGACUUCCGAGCAGCUGGCGUCUGUGGAGGCGGAGGUUUACGAGGAACUCGGCAGCAUAGACCAGACGCCAGUCCAGCACGAGAUGCCGGUGGAGACCACUCUGGAGAAGACCGGUGCGAAGGAUGCUCGCAUCAGCACAGGAGAUGAGGGCGAGCUAAUAUAUUUGUCAAAGUUUUGUGUGGAGAAGAGCUUGAGUGACCAGCGGGAGUGCAGCGGGUGGAUCUCGGGCAGCUGGAAGCUCCGUCCCAACAACGGCAGCAUCGUCCAGCAGCGCCCGUGCAUCCUGGUGCUGGACGACUUCAAGUUCCACAAGGACGAGGGUUUCAUCGCCGCCCUCAAGAGAGACGCCAACACCAUCGUCAUCUUCAUCCCAGGCGGCGAAGACCACGUCUGGUGCGAGCAAAAUUUCGGGGAAGACUACCGCGACCUUCUCGAGGAGCAGCACGCCGUGUGGCUCGCUGAGCACCCCGACGUGACUCUCCCGCCGCUCAAGCUGCCGAAGGUACCAGGGGGGUUCGACUCCAACCCCAUCACGGCUGCUCAGAAGGAGGUCGAGGGGAAGCUGCUGCCCUACGUCGCUGAUGAGAGCGACAGCGAGGUGGACGUCUUGGAGGGCGACAGCGACGUGGAAGUCGUGGAGGGGUAGGGGGGCGGGGGCGCCGAAGGAAAAGUAGUCGAACUUUGAAUCAUAGUUCUUUGGGAUUGCCAGUGAGAUUGGAUGUUUUUGCGAUGGUAGGGGCGCGGGCACGAAGUAGAGUUCAACCCGCCUAGGAAGUACAGUAGUAGGACGUUGGUAGCUCGUAGUGGUAGUUUGGUGUGAUUUUUUACUUCGUUUUUGUUUUCAUCUGCGUUUAGAAUUGUUGAAUGGAUGCCGUUUGCCGAUUUGCCGAUCUUGAUUCUUCAGAACGAAAAAAAGAUACCUAACAAAGAGUACAAAUACCACAUUUUUGAACAUCGUCAUGGUGCCAAGGGCAACAGUAGCCUUGGAGCACGCGAUUCAAGUUCCUAUNCGUUGGUAGCUCGUAGUGGUAGUUUGGUGUGAUUUUUUACUUCGUUUUUGUUUUCAUCUGCGUUUAGAAUUGUUGAAUGGAUGCCGUUUGCCGAUUUGCCGAUCUUGAUUCUUCAGAACGAAAAAAAGAUACCUAACAAAGAGUACAAAUACCACAUUUUUGAACAUCGUCAUGGUGCCAAGGGCAACAGUAGCCUUGGAGCACGCGAUUCAAGUUCCUAUAGUAUCCGGAAUUUCCAGCACAAGAUGCUGGUGAAAGGGUAUCACUUACCGCCAAACCUCACCGCAUUUAUCGGCGUCUCCGUACAGUGUGUGGAGACGACGAUACCUGUGACAUCAUCUAGCAAAUCAUUCGGAACCAGCUUUUUUUCCGCACACCCUGUGCCAAGACC
Messenger RNA from Ectocarpus sp. CCAP 1310/34, 2464 nucleotides. The record is from the annotation of a GenBank genome assembly. NCBI's taxonomy places the organism in Eukaryota, Phaeophyceae, Ectocarpales, Ectocarpaceae.